This is a messenger RNA of Gadus chalcogrammus (walleye pollock), 1458 nucleotides long. It is a transcript of the gene mrps35, whose product is annotated as mitochondrial ribosomal protein S35. The record is from RefSeq and is a predicted model, not a curated record. Gene Ontology annotation, biological process: mitochondrial translation. NCBI's taxonomy places the organism in Eukaryota, Metazoa, Chordata, Actinopteri, Gadiformes, Gadidae. Gene Ontology annotation, molecular function: structural constituent of ribosome. The coding region runs from base 12 to 1037 and encodes 341 amino acids. Gene Ontology annotation, cellular component: mitochondrial small ribosomal subunit. The transcript is spliced from 8 exons.
AUUGGAAAAACAUGGCGGCUCACACUACCAAGAUAUGCCUGUCCCUAGGUCGAAUAAAUGGCCCUGGUUUUGGACAAUAUGCAUCAUUAAACAGGGCGACAUAUGCCACGGCACUGUCUACAUCAAAUUUUACUGGAAAUAAAGGUGGACCUGACCGAGGGGGUCGAGGAGCUUUUGUAAGGCGACCCAGACGAGAGCCAGGGGAGCCCAGAACAGAGAAGAUGGACAGCCAGCAGGACUGGUCUGCGGUCUACCCGUCUGCAGCGUCGUUCAGACCGGGCUCUGUCCCCCUGCCUGUCCGUAUGGGCUACCCGGUGAAGGGGGGAGUUCCCUCAGAGAAGAGAGGCAACCUGGAGCUGAUAAAGAUACCAAACUUCCUGCACUUGACACCGGCAGCCAUUAAGAAGCACUGUGAAGCCUUGAAACCGUUCUGCACCGAGUGGCCCGCUGGCCUGGACUCCGAUGGCGACCUGGACAAGCACCUCCCCAUCCGGAUAGAGACCACGGACUACGUCUCGGCCGGGCCCUCCGUCAGGAACCCCGCCGCCCGGGUCGUCACUCUCCGGGUCAGGCUUUCCAGUCUGAACUUGGACGAACAUGCACGGGAGAAGAUGCUCAAACUUCUUGGGGACAGAUACUGUAAAGACACAGACAUCCUGACCAUCACAACAGACAGCUGCCCGUUGAAACAGCAGAAUACCGACUAUGCCAUGUACCUGCUGACCGUUCUCUACCAUGAAGCAUGGAAAACGGAGGCGUGGGAGUCUGAGAUGACGAGGGCGGACCGCCGCGAGUACAUCUGGGAGGAGAGCGCCUCGCAGCAUAACGUCCUGGACACGCUGGCCCGCAUGGCCACGCCCGUCCCGGGGGAGGGCGUGGGCGUGGGCGAGGGCGAGGCGCCCCCAAGGGAGGUGCUGCUGGCCCGGCCCGAGGUUCAGCAGUACCGGGACUCGGUCACCCGACUGAAGAACGAGGGGGAGAGCGAGGGAGCCACACUCCGCUACAGAGAGGCCGUGAAGAAGCUGCUCAGUCUGUAGUGUGUGUGUGUGUGGUUCCUAUCUCUGACCGGCACCCAACCCAGCCCUCCACUCCCCUCAACCCAUCCCGCCAUCCACACACACACACACACACACACAGACACACACACACACACGGGGAGGCAGGGCACCUAGGGACGUUGGAGCACAAGUAGAGGACUGCAUUGGCCCUUGGAGCAUGGGGUUACUCUUCGAGGCUUGAAAAAAACAAACAUUCUGAUAUUGUUUGAGACUCCCGUGGUCUCCUGGACAGGACUCUUAUCAUCGUUCACUCAGUCAGCGUCAGUGGCAAACAAAUACAAAUGUCGUGUGGUUGAAAGUGGAACCUUUUACUUUUUUCAGCAAGGGUAAAGGCGAUCAAGUUAUUCUUCAAUCCUCAUUCAUAACCCCGACUCCGUUCCACUUCUUCUCUCCUCCUCAC